Aspergillus tanneri is the source of this 2037-nucleotide messenger RNA. RefSeq lists its product as uncharacterized. Lineage: Eukaryota; Fungi; Ascomycota; Eurotiomycetes; Eurotiales; Aspergillaceae. The record is from RefSeq and is a predicted model, not a curated record. Bases 1 to 2037 code for a protein of 678 amino acids. The transcript has 2 exons.
AUGGCGGUGGAUGAGGAUUCCGGUGACGUUGCCCGUGGGCCUGUUGAGGCGCGGUCGCUGUCCUCCAUCACCUCCAUCGCCUCGCAACCUCCCACCUACCCUCGGAAUCCCAGCCAGAAGAAACUCGACCCGCUGGUGCUCUAUAUCGUGCGAGUUCCCGGCAGUAAAGACGUCUUCCUGUCGCCCCUCAAACCCCCCACCAAGGCCAGCGUUUCCGCCGAGGCCAUCAAUGCCUCCCUCUACUACUUACAUGUGGCCACCCCCGACGAUGAGGUUUUACUCCAGGAAUAUGAGCAGGAACGUGAGGAACGUGCCCGGCUUCGACGCGAGGGCCUGGAUGACGAAGAGGCUGAUCUGCCCUCGGAAUUCGCGCGACUGAACCAUGUACGGCGAAAGCCGGUGCCAGGUGGUGGAGGUGCUCCUCCUCCUCCUGUUGCUGCUGCUUCCCCCCCUUCCGUGCCUCCAGCUCUGCCUGCUCGUUCCCUGGUGUCUUCGACCUCGCUUCAACCGCCUCCCAUGCCGCCACGUCCACCUCUAUCAGCGAGAUCUUCGGUCGAUUUCACCGGUGCAACGCCUCCGGAUCGCCAUAGCUUCCUCGGGAAUCCCCCGGACGAUCAGACGACCGCGCCAUCGCGCCGACCGCUUCCUCCAGUGCCCCGAGACGAGAGUGCAUUUGAUGCCCCCGAGGACCGCGAUCUGAAGAAGGGCAAUCGGUGGAGUGCUCUCGGAGGCUACUUCUCGCGCGGCCCAGAGAUCUGGAAAGAGAAAUACGAAGCGCUCUCUACUGGGCGUCACAGCUUGGACUCCCGAGAGCCUCAGAUGGGCCCGAAUACGGCUCAUGCGAGUUCCUCGUACACGCGCAUGGGUUCCCCAGGACGCAGCCCCGGCCAAUCUCCCACCAGAAACCCUCCUGAGAGCCGGCCACCUGAUCAGCCGGGCUUUCAUAUCACGCUGAUUCGCCGUGAUCCUUCUCACGGCAGCCAGUGGAAUGUGGCGACGAUGUCGACGCCCCGGAUGGACGGCGGUGCCAUCGACAUCGAGGUGUUCACGCCCGGAUAUAAGCGAUUCGCUACGCAAAAGGAACCGUUCUCCUUGGCAAAUCUCGGGAUAAACCUCCCCGCGGAGGCGCUCAAUUCCCUUUCGUUGUCGGGGAUUGCGCCUCCACCGGCCGAGUCCGGCGAGAACGGUGACGCGCCGCCGCUACCACGCCGGUUCCAUCGCAAGCUGUGCGUGUCCCGGCCGCAGGAAGAAGCCCGCGGGUCGUUGGACCUGGCCGGUUCCCGGCCCUCCCUCGACAGCCUGGGCCGACCUGGGAGCCAGGGCGCGGGGCACUCCAAGCUCAAGAGCGGCUAUUACACCUUCCAGUCGCCGUGGAACGGGACCUGCACGUUCUCUAGCAGCGCCAACGGCCGCAGCCUGAAGUGCAAACACAUGGUCUCCAUGCCAGGCUUCUCUCCCCAGCCAGGCAACGACAACCCGGCCGUAACUGUCGCGGAAAUCCGUUUCAACACACCUUUCCAGCCAAGCAAUCUCCCCCAUCAGCCCGGACCCUUGCACCUCUCCCCGUUCACCCUCAGCCAGAUCGCCGGCUUCAAAGACCUCACGGGUGCCCUCGACAGUGGCCCCGAGGGGACGACCUCCUCACCUCACGUCAAGCGUAGCUCUCUGGCGCAAAUCCUCGACGGCCUCUCGAAUCGGCCGCGCUCGCGCUCCGCCGCCAGCACGCACUCGCUGCCACCACCCCCGUCCACGCCCCCGGGUGUCACGCAUAAGUCCUCCCUCAGCAGCAUCAGCAGCGCUGACAUCGACGGUCCCUCCUCCAACAGCGAGGCGCAGACCCGCCCCCGUCCCCGUCCCCGUCUCCUCCCCAGUGAAGACCGGUUGGAUUUCACUCUGGCGCGCGAAAACGCCGGCGGCGGCAUGCGCGGCAAGAGCGCCAAACUCGGAAAACUUGUCAUCGAAGACGAGGGUAUCAAGAUGUUGGAUUUGGCGGUGGCCGCUUGUAUGGCGGUAUGGUGGCGCGGAUAUUAUUACUGA